GCGCCGCCUCAGAAGUCGGGGCCUUGCGCGCGCGCGCGCCUGACAGGCCGCCGGAGCCGGCGAGUGAGCGAGCGAGCGAGGAACGGGCGGGGGAGGGAGGCGCCGGGGCGGAUGGAUGGAUGGAUCCCCGCGUGGCCUGGAUCCAGCCCGAGCAGAAAGGCCCCGCCAAUGCGCUCUGGAUGCAGAUCUGGGAGACCUCGCAAGGCCGCGGCGGAGGCGGCUCCGGCUCCUCCUCCUCUUCCUCGCCGCCUACGCCCUCUUCGCCGCGCUCGCCCUUCCCUCAGGCAGCGCAGGCCCGACACUCCCUGGGCCGCUGGACAACGACGACGACGCUCGCCGCCAAGCCGCCGCCACCGCCGCUCCUGACCGAGAGGCCGCCGCCGCCGCCACGGCUGCUGCUGCUGCACAAGCCGCCUCCAGUGCCUCCUCCGCCCUCCUCCUCCUCCUCCGCGGAGUCCGGCGCUGACAGCCCCGGCGGGCCGCCUUCGUUCUCCUCGCCGCCGCCGCCGCCGCCCUCAGGGUCUCGCCAGGCCUCGCCCGGAGGGAAGCCGGCGAAGCGGAGCGGGGAAGCGGCGGCGCAGAGCCCGAGGCCGGCGGACGCCUUGCCCCCGCACCUGCCCGCCCGCCACCUCCACCAGCACCAGCACCAGUACCACCCAAGCCGAAGGAAACGGGAGAACAAGGCCAGCACGUAUGGGAUGAACUACCUGCUCUCCGGAGGAGGAGGCGGCGGCGGCGGCGGGCCUUGUCCCCAUGAGCAGCCCGCGCUGAGCCCCGCUCCGGGCACCCCGUGGAAAAGCAGGCAGCGCUACAGCCCCGGCAUCCAAGGGCUUCAUGAAGAAAUAAUGGACUUUUAUGCCUUCAUAUCCCCUCGUCCUGAAGAAGAAGUCAUGAGAAGAGAAGUAGUGAAAAGAAUAAAAAUGGUCAUUAAAGAUCUUUGGCCUACAGCAGAUGUUCAGAUAUUUGGAAGUUUUAGUACAGGGCUCUAUCUGCCAACUAGUGAUAUUGAUUUAGUCGUUUUUGGGAAAUGGGAGAGCCCCCCUCUGCAGCUUCUGGAACAAGCACUAAGGAAACACAAUGUGGCUGAGCCAUAUUCAAUUAAAGUACUUGACAAAGCUACGGUACCAAUAAUAAAGCUUACAGACCAGGAAACAGAAGUGAAAGUUGACAUUAGUUUUAAUAUGGAAACUGGUGUGAAGGCAGCUCAACUUAUCCAAGACUACAUGAAGAAAUACUCAUUGCUGCCUUACUUGAUUUUAGUAUUAAAACAGUUCCUCCUUCAAAGGGAUUUGAAUGAAGUUUUUACUGGUGGAAUUAGCUCUUACAGCCUAAUUUUAAUGGCAAUUAGCUUCUUACAGUUGCACCCAAGAAUUGAUGCUAGAAGACUGGAGGAAAAUCUUGGAAUGCUUCUAAUAGAAUUUUUUGAACUCUAUGGAAGGAAUUUUAAUUACUUGAAAACUGGUAUUAGAAUAAAAAAUGGAGGUGCCUAUAUUGCCAAAGAAGAACUCAUGAAAGCCAUGACCAAUGGAUAUCGACCUUCCAUGUUAUGUAUUGAAGAUCCUCUUCUGCCUGGCAACGAUGUUGGAAGAAGUUGUUAUGGUGCCAUGCAAGUAAAGCAAGUUUUUGAUUAUGCCUACAUUGUUCUAAGCCAUGCAGUAUCACCACUUGCGAGAUCGUAUCCCAACAGAGAUUCAGAAAGUACCUUAGGAAGAAUCAUCAAAGUGACACAGGAAGUGAUUGACUACAGAGCUUGGAUUAAGAAGAAAUGGGGAAGCAAAGCUAAUUUGUCACCUGAUCUUGGUAUUCCAAUGAAAGGGAGAGAACCAAUAUCUGCAUGUAAUGUAGUCCAGAAUGGUGAUGCUGAAUCGGCAUACAACCAGCCUUUGCCUUUGUCAUUUACUGGUGCUCAGCAGCUGUCAUCAGGCUCAUCUGCCUCUUCCGUUUCUUCUCUUUCUGGCAGUGAUAUUGAUUCAGAUACUCCACCUUGCACAACUCCUAAUGUGUACCACUUCAAUCUCCAAGCACCAUCUCAGCUUACAGUUGGUUUACCACCAGCAUUGCCUGUGCCAAGUGGUAAAAUGCAAUCUGUGCCUGCAAGAACAUUGAUUAUGACUACUAAUAAUCAGCAGCACAAUGGAAUGAAGCUAACGGUGAAAGCAGCUCACAAUCAUACUCAAGGCAGCGGAUACAGUUCUUCUGGCAAUGGAGCCAUGAGGCAGCCUGUUAGCAACCGAGGGCACCACCAACAUAACCGUAGUAUCUGGAGAAGAAAGAAAUACAGAGACAGUUUGCCUAUUAGCCUUAGCAGAUAAUGGCCAACCUCAGAGUGUCCACUUAAGACUUACGCAGUGUGUGUGACACUAGUCUGGACUUGAGAACAGCACUGGGCGUUUCAGUUUGUGGAUGUUGCCAAAUAUCUGCAUCCAACCUUGCAUGUUUCUUUGUGUGGUGGUGGAGUCCAUCUUAAAAGAAAUAAUUGUGCUUAUCUGUGAAGCCUUAUUAAAUGUGGAAGUUUGUCUUCUGCCUAUCCAUGAUUACUACAGUGCCGAAGCAGCUGUGGCAGAAGUACUGUGAGGACCAUAAAUGCGGUGGCGCCUUCUGGUGUAGCUGCAUUUGUUCAUUAUAGCUUUUUUGUUUUGUCAGAAAAGUAUAGAUGGUUUGGACUUUCCUUUGUAGCAAAUCUUUGUGACUUUGCUUGUUGCCUUCCCAUUUCUUGUUUAAACCUUUUGUUAUCAUACUCAUAUCAAACAUAACUUUUGUGCAAUAACUCUGAAUGUUUUUCAUUUAAGUUAUAUUUAAGGAAUGAAGGGUGUACAGUAUGUAAUUUUAUUAUUUGCUUGCUUUACAGAUCCUUUCCCAGAUUGCAUUUUUUAAGUUGGGGUUCACUACGUUAACUCUAGCUAAUGGGGAGGGCACAAUCUAGUGCUCUUGCAAAGGUCAUACUUGUUUCAAUGUGGAUCACGCAAGAUAAGUUGGACCUUCAAUUGAUUCCUUAAAAUUGAACAAAGAUCAGCAUAAAGAAUUCCAGUUUUUUAGGGUAAAGGUGAAUAAGUCCCAGACGUCCAUCUACAAAUGCUUUUAAUUAGUUUUAUUUACCCUCUGGUUGGCUCCAAGCAUUGUUGCUGAAUGAAAUAUCCAACUUAAAGAAUGUGGAGAAAGGAACAUAUAUUGAUUCCAUUAAGGAAUCUGAUUAGCAGCGUGCAUUAGUUCUGUUAAAAGCAACUACCUGCAAUGUACCUUUGGGCUUCUCUAGGCUUUUAAAGUAUCAGUCUGUUAACUUGUAAAAGAGCACAGUCCUGUGCAACACACAUCGUCUGUGGCAGUCACUUGAUUUAAAGAUGCAUACAGGGAUUCUAUGCAAGUAUGUAUGGCCAUGGCAACCUCUGCUAACUUUUUUAAAGCAACAAAACACACAUCUUGUGUAGCCCUGGUGUUUUUUUUUAAGCACUAUAUUCUCAUUGUCACUGGCUGCAUCUUUUCCUUGUUUUAAAGAUAAGAAGUCUUAAAUCUCAACAGCACUGUAUAAGUAGCUCUGCUUAGAGGAGGAGCUUAGAAAAAAUUGCUAUCUUGACAUCUAAAGGAUAUACAGAAGUGAAUGUUCUUAACUGAUAUUUGAAUGUUUGAAAUGGAAUGGUUUUUCUAAUAGUGAGCUUUAGUAUCUGCAGGCUUGCCUUGAGAGGCGGUGCAGCACAUAUUAAAGAAAACAUUGUCCAAAUUAAUGCAAGGCCUUUGGAUAGUGAGAGAAGAGAGCGCAACAUUCCAAAGUAGAGUAGCACAUUUUGUCUCCAGUUCAUGUUGAUCCAGAGUUUAACAAGAAAUAAAACUUUUAAUAUUAUUUACCUAUUAUUAAUGAAUAUUCAUAUUGGUAUUGGUUAUAGCUGCUGUUUUGAUACUCUGAUGGGCAUGAAGUGUAUAUGACUUACUGUACCAGCAUCUCUUGGGAAAGGUGUGUCACGUUUACGAGUAUAAAACCUCUUCAUCAGGCAAAUGUGAUUAAGGCAGAGGCUUUGCAAAUGCACACUGGCAAUUGAGUAGCCUGCAGCCAGAAGUAAACAAUCAGUGUCUCUCCUAGUCAGUCAUAGGUUAUAAGAUAUUACGUUUUCUCAGAAUAAUUCUUGAACAUUGCUGCCAAGAUCUCCACAUACACAAAAGGUUUUUCUGUCUCACAAUGGGGAGCUCUUCAGAGCAGCAUCCAAUGCAGUGCAAGGGGUUGCAGAAAGAAGGAAAAAUAGUUUGUGUGCCCCCUUUCUCAUGCAGAAUCACAGGACCCCAGUCCUGGUGUAUAUAUUGCUCCAGAUGAAUGAUAAUUUUACAACUGAUAACUAUGUGAACAGCAAUUGGAUUUUGAAUUGCCAAAAAUCUCAGUCCUGCUUUGAUAUUGGAUGUAUAUCUUUGCUUUGACUGUUUUUUAAACCUUGUGAAAGGUUUUUAAUAGAUGCUGAUACAAUAAGGGAUCUAAACUUGAAUAAACCAGUAUUCAAGGGCUGAUUAUAGACCUGUACUCACUCUUACAUGCUAGCAAUAUUGAAUAUGAACCUAUGUUAUGGAAACCUCUGUGUCUUAAACAGAGUCCAUUUAAAAGCAGAAUAGGCUUAAGAGAAGCAGAUAUCAUGUUCCAUUUCAGUCAUGGUGAACCAAUAAAUUGCACUGCUACCACUCUGGUUAUAUUCUAUGCUGCUGUGGAUAGCUAAUUAAAAUAUCAUGUUCAGUUUCUUUUUGUGUGUAUAACAAUGUGGGAAGCUAAAAUACAUAUUUUUAUGUGAAGUUUUGUAUUCUUUGAUUUUUAAUAAAUUUUCAAAGCCA
This is a messenger RNA of Zootoca vivipara (common lizard), 4803 nucleotides long. It is a transcript of the gene TENT4A, whose product is annotated as terminal nucleotidyltransferase 4A. Lineage: Eukaryota; Metazoa; Chordata; Lepidosauria; Squamata; Lacertidae. The record is from RefSeq and is a predicted model, not a curated record. Gene Ontology annotation, cellular component: TRAMP complex; nucleolus. Gene Ontology annotation, biological process: polyadenylation-dependent ncRNA catabolic process; RNA 3'-end processing. Gene Ontology annotation, molecular function: mRNA binding; poly(A) RNA polymerase activity.